Messenger RNA from Penicillium cinerascens, 678 nucleotides. RefSeq names its product putative DRAP deaminase. Bases 1 to 678 code for a protein of 225 amino acids. The transcript has a single exon. Gene Ontology annotation, molecular function: catalytic activity. Lineage: Eukaryota; Fungi; Ascomycota; Eurotiomycetes; Eurotiales; Aspergillaceae. The record is from RefSeq and is a predicted model, not a curated record.
AUGGCGAACACUUCCCUUCACAACGCCUACAUCCAGAAAUGCAUCUCCCUCGCAGAGCAAUCCCCUCCUCGACCGACCAAUUUUCGCGUCGGCGCACUCCUUCUCUCCCGUAAGGAUGGAGACUCCACUGGAACCGACGACCGGAUCCUUUCAACCGGAUACACAAUGGAGCUGGCAGGGAACACACACGCCGAGCAAUGCUGCUUCUCCAACUACGCCUCCGUACACAGAGUUCGCGAUGACGAAGUAUCCACCGUGUUGCCCGUCGAGGCAGGCCGGAAGCUCAUCAUGUACGUGACAAUGGAGCCGUGCGGGAAGCGACUAUCGGGGAACACGCCGUGCGUGGAGCGCAUCACGAAGACGCGGGAAGGUGGCCGGGCGGGCAUCCACAAGGUCUAUUUCGGGGUGAAGGAGCCUGGCACUUUUGUCGGGGAGUCUGAGGGGUGUAAAAUGUUGACCGCGGCGGGGAUUGAGUGGGAACAUGUGCCUGGUUUCGAGCGGGAGAUUUUGUCGGUUGCAUUUGCGGGUCAUGAGAAUUCGGAGGAUGAGGUUAAGGCUGCGCUGGGUGAGAAGGGGACUAAUGUUGAUGAUAUUAGUGCGGAGGAGAGGCCGAGACAGGAGCAGGCUCCGAGGAAUCCGAAGAAGAGGAUGAUGGAAGGCGAGACGAUGAUCUAUUAG